AUGGCGCUGGCUCCCAGGCUGCAGAAGUGGUUCCCGUGGACCCGGGCGCCCGUCAUCUGCAACGGGCCCAUGCUCGGGGCCGCGACCCCGGCGCUGGCCACCGAAGUCACCAAGGCCGGCGGUAUCGGCUUCCUCGCUUCCGCCUUCAACCUCGACCCGGGCUCGCCUCAGCUCAGUAAGCUCGAUGCCGACCUGACCGAGAGUCGACGCCUCCUCGACCAAGCAUCGCCGUCACCACCAUCAUCGUCGCCGCUACGCAUCGGCAUCAGCUUCAUCACGGGCCAUGCCUCCAUCGCCCGCUUCGCCGAAACAGCGCUCCCCAUCAUCGCCAAGCACCGCCCCGCGAUAGUCUGGCUCUUCGCCCCGGCCGAGGCCGAAGCGCCAGCGCCGUCCCCGCGCCCCCACCGAGCCAUCAUCGAGGCCCUGCGGAAGAGCGCGGAGGAGAGCGGCGGCACCGUGCCGCGCGUCUUUGUCCAGGUGGGGAACGUGGCCGCGGCGCGGGCGGCCGUCGACGACGGCGCCGACGUGCUCGUGUGCCAGGGCGUCGACGCCGGCGGGCACCAGUUCCGGCGCGGCGCCGGCGUCGUCAGCCUGGUGCCCGAGGUGCGCGCCAUGCUCGACGGCGAGUUUGCCGGGCGCGACGUCGGGGUGCUGGCGGCGGGCGGCAUUGCCACGGAUAAGGCGGUGGCAGCCAUGAUGGCCCUGGAGGCUGAAGGCAUUGUCAUGGGCACAAAGUUCACAGUCGCCAGAGAGUCAGAAUACCCCGACCACCGCAAGCAGCUCAUCCUCGAGACAGUCGAUGGCGGCUCGUCAACGCUCAAGUCUCCUUUCCACGACCAGAUGAACAAAUCAACCCUCUGGGGGCCCCUCUACGACGGCCGCGCAAUCGUAGGCCCCAUCCACGGCAAGUUCCUGUCCGGGUCGUCGCUGGAGGACUGCCAACGGAGCCUCGACAAGGACUACUCGCCUGAGGAGGCGACGCGGAUGCUCGGCACGUGGGCCGGGACCGGCGUGGGCCUCGUGCAAAAGGCCCAGCCGGCGGGGGAGAUUGUGCGCGAGUUGCGCGAAGGCGCCAAGGAGCACCUCCGCAAGCUGGCCGGGCUGGUGUAA
Molecule: messenger RNA, 1110 nt
Organism: Hirsutella rhossiliensis
Lineage: Eukaryota; Fungi; Ascomycota; Sordariomycetes; Hypocreales; Ophiocordycipitaceae
Product: nitronate monooxygenase domain-containing protein
Exons: 6
Coding region: 1-1110 (369 amino acids)
Molecular function (GO): nitronate monooxygenase activity
Source: RefSeq, a predicted model, not a curated record